AAUCGAGUUGCACCCACCGAAAAGGAUUCUACCGAGUGUGCCGAGAUGCCAACCAGGCGAUUUUCCCCUCAAGAAGAGCGGCGGCAUGGCUGCUGCGUCGCGUGUUUCUUAUCAGUCCAGGAGGCAGAUAUCCGGGCUUGUAUUCUAUCCUAAAGGCAGCAGGCUGGCGGCGCGUAGAUAUCAAGGCCAUUGAGACUCGGAACAGACAUUGCUCAGAAGGCACCCUUUUCAUCUCGCCCUCAGCUCUGAAAUUUGCCCCGAUCAUAAUUUAGAGUGCUCAACAUGGCUGACAAACAUGACAUGGUCGUGGUCGGAGCUGGCUGGUUUGGGUUGGCGGCUGCGAAGACAUAUAUUGAGCUCCAUCCUACAGAGGACAUCCUCGUCCUAGAAGCAGAAAGCAGCUGUGGCGGAACAUGGAGCGAGAACCGCCUGUAUCACGGGCUGAAGUCCAACAAUCUUCACGGCUCCUACGAAUAUCCUGAUUUCCCAAUGGUGCCAGAGGAAUAUGGCAUCACACAUUCAGAUCACAUUCCCGGCAAGGUACUACAUAAAUACCUAACAGACUUCGCCAAGAAGUUCGGAGUCUUUGAACGAACUCGAUUCCUGACGAGAGUAAACUCCUUGGAGCCAACCUCGGACGGCGGCUGGAAACUGGAGACCGAGUCGGGUGAUAAACAAACGAGCGUCCUCACGAAGAAAGUCAUCGUAGCGACUGGACUCACUUCAUCACCCAACUUUCCGAUCUAUCCUGGAGCUGAGUCGUUCAACGCACCAUACUUCCAUGCUAAAGAUUUCUGCCGCCAAGGAGAAACAAUCAAGACAUCGAAGCGCGCUGUCGUUGUAGGAGGUGCCAAGUCAGCAUUCGAUGUGGCAUACGCAUAUGCUGAGCAGGGCGUGCCUGUGGACCUUGUGAUCAGACCCAGUGGCAAUGGCCCAGUGUGGAUAUCAUACCCAUACGUGAUGGGAGGCAAACGACUCGAGCAGCUAUUGCACGUGCGAUGGAUGCAGCUUUUCUCGCCGUGUCCUUGGGGAUCUGAAUCAGGCUGGCUAGCAGGCAAACUAAGGAACUUUCUACACGGCACAGCUGUGGGACGUUUCAUCGUGGAUAAAUUCUGGGCUGGCUUGAGCGGCGAAGUUGUCACACAGAAUGGCUAUGACAACGACAAGGAACUCGGUAAAAUCAAGCCUUGGAACCCUGCCUUCUGGAUCGGAAGCGGCCUCAGCAUUCACAACUACGACAAGGACUUCUUCGACAUGAUCAAACGAGGCGAAGUGCGCGUACACAACGCAGACGUCGAGCGUCUCACAGACCACACAGUACAUCUCACAGACGGCACCGAACUUAAAACCGACGUCCUUGUCUGCUCCACCGGCUGGCGAAAAGAACCCUCAAUCCGCUUCCUCAACUUCGGCACAGCUGGCAUCGGUCUCAAAAAACCUCGUCCAGAACAAUCCAAACUCGCAACAGAAUACGACGAGAAAAUUCUAUCGCUAUAUCCCCGCCUUCGUACUCAACCUCCCCUCAACUUCAAACCCAAGAACGACCCUUUCCGCCUCUAUCGCUUCAUGAUCCCACCCGCUCGCAUCGAAGACCGCAACAUUGCCUUCGCUGGAAUGGUCUCAUCUGUCUCAACUUCCAUUUGCGCUUCCGUUCAAGGCCUCUGGAUCUCCGCUUUCCUCGACGGCCGUCUAGACCGCAUUGCAGAAACAGAAGAGGAUAUCACCAAGGAAAUCAUGCUGCACACACAAUGGGGUAAGUGGCGAUACCCUACUGGCUAUGGAGCAAGUCUUCCCGAUUUCGUCUUCGAUGCUAUUCCUUACACGGAUCUUAUGAUGAAAGAUCUGGGUUUGAAAGUGAAUAGGAAGAAUGGCUGGGCGGAUUUCACGCAGCCUUAUGGUCCUCCAGAUUAUCGCGGAUUUAUUGAUGAGUGGGUUGAGAAGCAUGGUGCGACGAAAUCGUGAUCGACUGGAUCUGUCCAAGUCUGAACCCGUCAUGUACUCGAGCAUUUGUAUAUACCCCCAA
Messenger RNA from Cercospora beticola, 2023 nucleotides. RefSeq names its product flavin-containing monooxygenase. Gene Ontology annotation, molecular function: N,N-dimethylaniline monooxygenase activity; flavin adenine dinucleotide binding; NADP binding. The record is from RefSeq and is a predicted model, not a curated record. Lineage: Eukaryota; Fungi; Ascomycota; Dothideomycetes; Mycosphaerellales; Mycosphaerellaceae.